This is a messenger RNA of Necator americanus (New World hookworm), 2289 nucleotides long. RefSeq lists its product as uncharacterized. The record is from RefSeq and is a predicted model, not a curated record. Bases 1 to 2289 code for a protein of 762 amino acids. The transcript is spliced from 16 exons. NCBI's taxonomy places the organism in Eukaryota, Metazoa, Nematoda, Chromadorea, Rhabditida, Ancylostomatidae.
AUGAGCGGUCGACGGAAGAAGUCAGGGUCUCGUGGAUCAAUAAGAGCAGCGUCAAAACGAAGUUCACAAGGUUCACUGAGGAAAGUGGCAACAGUUGUGUCAGUUGCCGUGGUCAAUGUUGAUCUUGAUGAGGGAAAAGCUGAAGAUCAGGGAAAACUGGAGAGAUCGAAGCAGCAGGCCACUGCUCUCGCCGAAAGUGCAUGUGAAGGUGCAAAAAUUGAAAGCGAAAAGAUUGGUUCAGUAACCGAUUCCACCAAACCUGUCACUUUCACUGUACGUAGAACUGAGAAAGAAGAACCAGAUAUAAAUACACCAUCACAACCUCGAAGUCAACUAACCAGUGAAUCUCGCCUGCCAACGCUUCCCUGCACAGGAGAUUCCGGAAUUCAGAAGGAAGAUGAUUCUUCUAAGCACAGUUCGAAGCGUUCUUCUCGAUCUAAAAGAAGUCGAAGUUCUCGGUCACGAAGAAGUCGACGCACUGGACCGAGGAGCCGCCGACGAAAAAGAAGAUCAAAAUCGUCAUCAAAAAGUCGAGAAUCAAGGAGAACAGGAGCACGUAGGCCAUCAAGCAGAAGCAAAUCAUCGAAAGGUCGAAAGGUGUCCAAGAAGAACUAUCAUUCUGCUAUCAUUUCUGCUAUGCAAGGAAGAAUACUUGUGGAGUCUGAAAAAGAAGAAUUUAUUGAACUCUUGGAAUGUCCAAGACCAAAGUGUAAGCGUUGCAAGGAACUGAGAAAAAAACUAGGUAUUCCGAGGGCACAACCAGAUGAGAUCGAUGUCGAGGUAAAACCCGGAACUGCGGAUCAAUCAAGAAGACCUAGUUCUCGAAUAAAGCACAAAGCCAAACAACCUACAACGGAAUCGGCGGGUGUGAGAUUUUGUACAUGUGCUGAAUGUUCACGAUACAGACAACAAGGGGAAAUUAUUCAGUAUUCUGACGUGACCACUCCACCAAGAAGAUAUCGAUCUUCUUCUUCUUCUAAAGUUGCUUAUAAACAAUAUGGGAUGAAAACGCCAGAGAGUUCAGUGAAAUUGAAAUCACCAAAAUCAGAUGCAUCGAGAAGAAAAUCGCUAGGUGUUAAAAUUCCCUCUCCGGCCGGUUCUCUACACAGUACAUUUCCUAUCAAUCUAAAAGAAUCAAAACCUACAAGUCCUUUCAAAACUCCUCAAAAAAGAACCAUACCUAUUCAUAUUCAAAGAAGUAAACAAGAAGUUAAAACCACUCCGUUCUUUACACCACAAACUCAGCUGUCAUCGUCACUUCGUACGGCCAGAUCUGGUUCUACACCAACAAGUUCGUGGACUAAAGGUGGAACUCGAGUAAAAAGUUCUUCUCGACCACAAACUCCUACUCAGUUAGCCCCAAGCAAUGUGCCGGUGCUCUCCGCUCCAAAACCAUCGCAGCCGCCGCCGCCGGCUGUUACCGUGGAGAAGAAAGGUUUCUCGCUAACAUCUGGAGGAUCAAGCCCUGCUACUGUAACUGCAAAGUUGAUCGAAUCUCCUGCUGCAUGCCCUCCUACUAGAACUGCAACAACUUACAUUCCUGAACGCGACUACAAUCCGGUCUGUAAUUGCACCAACUGUAGAACUGAAAGAAAUAGACGGGAAGAGAAUGAUAUUUGUGACUGUUAUGAUUGUAUCUGUGAGACGAAAUCAUCCAAAUCUGAUGACAAAACUUCAUCACAAACAAAGAGCCCUCAUCCACCAAAACGAGUCAAAGCCGAAUACGAAUGGAUUAAGAAGUUGCUGAAAAUACAACAACCUCAUGGACGUUACCAUUCUCCGAAUCCGAGAAAUUAUGAUUAUCCAUGGCGGGUCUAUCAUCGCAAAUCAUCAACGUCAAGACAUUCACAUCAGAGCGGAAGUGGUGCAUAUCGGCAACGAUCAACAAGUGGCCCACUUGGGAUUUCUUCAUCAUCCGUAUCGCAGAAGGAAAGUCAACCUUCGAUUGUUUCAUCCGGCACUGGUCAAACGGUCCCAUUACAACUGCGUGAGGAAAAAUCUGCAGUUUCUAAAACCAGAGGCGAACAACCAUCGACCAGCAGUGCAUCAGGAACAACUAACCCUCAACCAACAGAACCUGUGAAUGAACCAGGAGGACGUAAAAAAUCGAAUCGAAGAAACCGAUCAUAUCGUAAAAGUCGUUCGAGGCGAGACCGAUCUAGUGACGAAUCAAGUGAAAGUUGGACCGAACCAGAAGAUGAUACAUCGGGAUCAAGCUAUAAGACGCCUCGAUCGAGAAUGAGAUCGUUAAGCCAAAGGAAAUGGAAGAAAAGAAGAUCAUGGAGAUAA